AUGGUGUACCAUUCGCUGACUCAGGCUCCCCAAAACCUCAAGGAGGCCAUAGAUUGGUUAAUGGCCCUGAAGGGACCUUAUUCCAAAUUAACCAUUCAGGCCAUGGGCGCUGCUAUUUACGAUUUCCUUUCAGACAAACCUGUUGGCAAGAUGGAGGUGCCAGCUCUCGAGGAAGUCAAACUUAUUUCCAGGAGCUUCCUGAGGAAAUCGCAGCUUCAGAACCACUGGUCUGUAGAAAGGCUGGUGGGGAGAUUUAGUGUACGUAUGAGUAAAUCCGAUGGCGGAUUAGCAUGUAAUGGCCAUAAAGAUUAUCUCGAAAGCGAUCAUGUGAACGUCGUAAGGGCCAGGCGUGCCACUCCGAGGACCAUUGCGAAGAAUAUUGGUGAAGUGGUGCAUGCUACUGGGAAGUUUUUGGAUGAGAUCAAAAACCCUGCUGAAUAUAAGUCGGCUUACGGCCCAGAAGUGAACUGGAUUCAAUCAUGCGUGAAUGACCCAGAAGCUUGCGCGGUGGUCUUCGUGGGUAUUGCGCCUAUGUUAUACGCAGGCCUGCGUUGUUUGAAAGAUGCGGACAGCGUUGAACAGUGGAAGUGGCCAGAGUUUAAAGCACCAACUUCGGAUGGUUUACUGAAAGCUGUGGGUUACGAAGAGCAGGACUGCCGCGCUGGGAUCAGUGGUUACGACGUCCGCAAAGCGUUGAGCGGCGUGGAUUUACAAAUAUUGUCCAUCAUCUACGACAUUGCUGGAUUCUGGGCUUUCUAUUGA
Babesia ovata is the source of this 762-nucleotide messenger RNA. RefSeq lists its product as uncharacterized. NCBI's taxonomy places the organism in Eukaryota, Apicomplexa, Aconoidasida, Piroplasmida, Babesiidae. The coding region runs from base 1 to 762 and encodes 253 amino acids. The transcript has a single exon. The record is from RefSeq and is a predicted model, not a curated record.